GUUGGGCCCAUGAAGUGAACUGGGCGGCGGGAGACCUUGACUGAGGUGUCAUUUCAAAGCUGAAAAGACUGAGCAUUUCUGAGAAUACAGCUUUGGAGCCCGACACACUUGGAAAUUCUCCUCUCCGGGCCUCAGUUUUAUUGGUGUGAGGUGGGCUUGAGUCACAGGCACUUCAAAGGGGAUUGGAUGAUAUCACACAUGCACAGCGCUCAUACACCGUAGGUGCCCACUACAACUCACCUAGCAAGACAGAUUCCUCCACAGUUUGUUAAAUUGCUUUCCUAUCCUUCCUACUCUUCGUUUAAUUUAACGAUAGUCACUUGCCGGGUGCCCCUUGUGAGUUUAGCCCAGGACUAUGCUUCCGUAGCUUACCAUUGCCAUCCAUUUGUUUCACAAGUAGGAAAACUGAGGCCCAGAGAGGGGAAGGGAUUUUUUUGGGGGGUUUGUUUGUUGAGACAGAAUCUCGCCCUGUCGCCCAGGCUGGAGUGCAAUGGCGCGAUCUCUGCUCACUGCAACCUCCACCUCCCCGGUUUAAGCGAUUCUUGCCUCCGAAGUAGUUGGGAUUACAGGCGCGUGCCACCACGCCCGGCUAAGUAGAGACAGGGUUUCGUCUUGUUGGCCAAGCUGGUCUAGAACUCCUGGCCUCGUGUGAUCCGCCCACCCGGUCUCCCAAAGUGCUGAGAUUACAGACGUGAGCCUUCCAAGUCUUUUGAAUUCACUGCUGCAGCUCAAGCAGAGUCAGUACUGGGCCAGUGCUAGGCAGGACCCAGGUCUCCAGACUCCCAAGAGGAGUUAAUUCUGGGCGUGGGAACCGGUCCAGGGAGGGUACUGGUCUCAGGCAAGUGCAGGCCCUGACCUUGAAACACCUAAGUGGAGAGCGGGGCGGCCAUCACACCCAAGACCCCACAGUGAGGGGACGCAGAUACACCACAGCCUAGACGCUGAUUCCUCGGAAGACCCUCUGCAGUUGUUGCAAGUUAGGGAACGGAUAUCUUGGCUACCCCGUUAGACAGAGAUUGGAAGGGGUUAGUUACAGAGGGGCCGUUUUUGGCUCUGGGUGGAGACGUCUGACUGUGAUGGGGAUCGUGACGGACGGCAUCGAGAUGCCCACAGUCGGAAAGGAAGGUUCUGUUGCGGCUUGGAAGGAGGUAUCCGUCCUGGAGGCCGGGUUCUGAGCUUGUUCCGCCUCCCUCUCCCGGGAAUGGCGCUAUCCGGGUCGACCCCGUCCCCGUGCUGGGAGGAGGAUGAGUGCCUGGACUACUACGGGAUGCUGUCGCUUCACCGUAUGUUCGAGGUGGUGGGCGGGCAACUGACCGAGUGCGAGCUGGAGCUCCUGGCUUUUCUGCUGGACGAGGUCCCUGGCGCCGCCGGCGGGUUAGCCCGGGCCCGCAGCGGCCUAGAGCUCCUGCUGGAGCUGGAGCGUCGCGGGCAGUGCGACGAGAGCAACCUGCGGCUGCUGGGGCAACUCCUGCGCGUGCUGGCCCGCCACGACCUGCUGCCGCACCUGGCGCGCAAGCGGCGCCGGCCAGUGUCUCCAGAACGCUAUAGCUAUGGCACCUCCAGCUCUUCAAAGAGGACAGAGGGUAGCUGCCGUCGCCGUCGACAGUCAAGCAGUUCUGCAAAUUCUCAGCAGGGUCAAUGGGAGACAGGCUCCCCCCCAACCAAGCGGCAGCGGCGGAGUCGGGGUCGGCCUAGUGGUGGUGCCAGACGGCGGCGGAGAGGGGCCCCAGCAGCACCCCAGCAGCAGCCAGAGCCUGCCAGACCUUCCUCCGAAGGCAAAGUGACCUGUGACAUCCGGCUUCGGGUUCGAGCUGAGUACUGCGAGCAUGGGCCAGCCUUGGAGCAGGGUGUGGCAUCCCGGCGGCCCCAGGCGCUGGCGCGGCAGCUGGACGUGUUUGGGCAGGCCACCGCAGUGCUGCGUUCAAGGGACCUGGGCUCCGUGGUGUGUGACAUCAAGUUCUCAGAGCUCUCCUAUCUGGACGCCUUCUGGGGUGACUACCUGAGUGGUGCCCUGCUGCAGGCCCUGCGGGGCGUGUUCCUGACUGAGGCCCUGAGAGAGGCUGUAGGCCGGGAGGCUGUCCGCCUACUGGUCAGUGUGGAUGAAGCUGACUAUGAGGCUGGCCGGCGCCGCCUGUUGCUGAUGGAGGAGGAGGGGGGCCGGCGCCCAACAGAGGCCUCCUGAUCCAGGAUUGGCAGGACUGAUCCCACCUCUGAGUCUCCAGGCUACUUUUUCCUGGGAGGACGACCAUCUCUACCCCUAGAGGACUGUCACUCCGGCAUCUUCGAGGACUGUGACAGGACCAGGACAGCAGGCCCCUUGACAGCCCCUUCCACAGGAUGUGGGCUCUGAGGCCUAAACCAUUUCUAGCUGAGUUUCCUUCCCAAACUCCUCCUACCCCCGGGUAUGCUCCCUUAGCCUCUGGAGGCAGGGACUGGGCCUGGGCCUGUAUCUCUAAAGCGAGGGGGCACAGCCACACAUUCACCAAAGGCCCCUGCACAUUUCGUCUCUGGUCUUGGAUUGUCUGCACACUCACAGGUGCAUAUACUCACUCAUGCCCACACUGCCCCCUCUGAGGUCUUCCCUGGGCCCCUGCCCUGCUCCCCAGCACAUACUUCUUUGGCCUAAGGGCUUCUCUCUCAGGACCUCUAAUUUGACCACACCCUGGGCUUCAGCCACACUAGUGGGUACUGGAGCUGGGGUGCACAUGGGGCCUGCUCACCUUGCCCACACAUCUCCAGCCAGCCAGGGCCCUGCCUAGCUUCUAUAUACAGACCUGACUGUCCUCACCUUCCCCUUGCUGCCCAGAGCUGGACACAGACUUACACUUGGACUCUCACCCGGAGCGUCACAUGGGAGUGUUGUGGCAGACCAAGGCCUACUGUUGCACAUGGGGCCAAGAUCAGAAAACGGCUGCUGCCUUGAGAAGGGAAUGCAAAGGCUUUGGGGGUGAUGGAAAAGACCUUUUACAAAUGGUACCAAUUAAACUGCCCUGGAAGGGGCAUAGGUGGGCA
Molecule: messenger RNA, 3012 nt
Organism: Callithrix jacchus (white-tufted-ear marmoset)
Lineage: Eukaryota; Metazoa; Chordata; Mammalia; Primates; Cebidae
Gene: DEDD2
Product: death effector domain containing 2
Biological process (GO): apoptotic process; regulation of apoptotic process; extrinsic apoptotic signaling pathway via death domain receptors
Cellular component (GO): nucleolus
Molecular function (GO): DNA binding; protein binding
Source: RefSeq, a predicted model, not a curated record